CCUCCUAUGGCUACCCUGUUUACUGUUUCUAUGGUAACGGCGCUGUUAACUUUAGUGAGAGAAGUCUCUUCAGAGGCUAAAUUGAUUAAAUUGACAUUAGCUAUUAACCGACUAACCACCAGAAGAUAUUGAAUGAAACGAAAAGUGGCUUGUUCCCAGAGAUGGCUACCUCUCCCGGAGUUUUCAAAGCCACGGCGGUGAAGGGCAUGCCAAAGUUUCCGGUCCUGCCCCCGAUUAAAGAAACGCAGCAGCGGGGUGAGGCUGGACAGACCGGUGCAGCAAAGGAGGAUAUGGUGGAGAAGAUAACGGUUCACAAGAAACUGCUGAGGCACAGAAGGAGUAAAGUGCAACAAGAACAACUCCACAUGAUAUUGGUGUCUAGAGCAAUGAAGGCUUACAGACGGAGCAAAGAGAUGGGGGCAGUGCCUAACCAGUCAACAGAGCCACAGCUGCCGCCUUCUAUGCUUAGUGAGGAGCGGAAGCGUAGGAUGAACUACAUGUUCCUGAAGCGGUGUGUAGAGAGCCGCCCAUUCGCUCCAAUCCAGCAACAGUGGUUGGAUGCCAUUGUUGCCAGAGUCCUGCCUAAACUCAAAGAGAGCCCUGAGUCAAAUAAACUACUACAGGAGCUCUGCAAGGAAGUCAGCGACGACUUCCACAAUGUGAUUGUCAAGCACACAGUGGACACAGUACUAAAGAAUCCACAGAAAGAAGGAGCUAUUUCAGAAGAACAGACAGCUACCCUGCCAAAAACUCUUGAUUUCUCCCAACCUUGGCAUGAUCACUUUAUCAGAAGCCGCAAGAUGAUAAAAACAAACUUGCACAUUCUUCAUCCAGUAAUGCAAACUGUCUUGGAUAUUGGCUACAUGACAUUUUCUCCACUGGCCCUGGUUGAUCUUUCAGGAUGCAGGGCUUUAGGACCUGUGGAUUGUAAGGCCCUGCUGAACAAAAUGGCUGUGGAGUGUAAGAGGACAGAAGAUCGUAUUAUGAAUACCUGGUUUCCAAAAGUCAUCCACUUAUUAACAAGUAAAGAAACACUGAAGGGAGUUAAAGAGGAGAAAUUGGACUCAUUCUAUGACUGUGCAUCCACCCUCAUCUCCAAUCAGUUGAAAUCCCUGCUUCAGACAAGUGUAGAGGAGUUUGUCAAUCUGUUUGAUCCAAGCAAUCACCAUCACUUGCCCGUCUUUCGUAUGGCCUUGACAUUUGAUGAUGAAAAGAUGGAAAUUUAUCCCACCUUACAAGAUCUGGAAGCUGCUGUUUUUGAGAUUCUUAAUGCAAUCACAAAUACACUGCAGAAAGUACAGACGGUCCAGUCAUGGCUGGCACAAACCACAUCUUCGUUUGUGGAUGCCAAGGUGGCUGAUCACAUCCUUGCUUGGGCUCAGGUCACUGUGAAAACCUCUGUGUACAAGAAUCUAGAGGAAGCUGACAAACAUUUCCAGAACUAUGUAGACAGCUAUGACUGGCUAGUCAAUGGAACUGCACAGGCUAGAGUAGAGAAGUUCAUGGAAGAAGAGCACUCUUUUGAUGAGUACGCUAAGCAAGUGGAGGAGUUUCGUGUUCUGUCAAAGGAGAUUGUCAGCCUCCCAGCAAAAGCCCACUUCACAAUGGUCCAUCUGGACUGUGAAGAGCUGAAACAGGGGCUGGCCAACAAAGCCAAAAACUAUGCUGAAAAACUUCUGAAGAAACUGAUCACCAGCCACCGUGAGCAAAAUCUACAGAUCUGCUCUGAAUUUGAAACCAUCAGAGGGAAGGCUCUGAAAGUACCAGAGAAUACAGAGGACAUGAUUCAGAUCAUUGAUUACAUAAAUUUCACUAAGACAAAGGGUAUUGCAAAACUUAAUGAAAAAACAAAGGAAGCCUACUGUAGACUAAUCUACCUCCUGGAUGUCCACAACAUUGAGCCAGAGGAUCUGGAGCUUAAUUCAACUGUCUUUCUCUGGCCACAGAAAAUCCUCCAUGUCUUUGAGCUCAGUGAUGAAGUGAUGGAUAAGGCCAUGCUGAAAGGGGAGAAGGAGCUGCAUGCUAAAAGAGAAAGAUUAAUGGUACAGCUGGAAAAGUUGGGACGCAGGAUAGAGGAGUUCCCACAUUGCUCAGAGCUGGGUAUGAUGCAGCAGUAUGUAACGGAUGUCAGAACAGUUCAGAAACUUCUCCAGGAGGCUGAGGAGGCGAUCGACUUUAUAAACAAAGAAGAGGCCUUUUACAAAUGUGACCAAACAUGUUACCCAGAAGUUGAGGUCAUCAAAGACGGUAUUGAACCGUAUCAGAAGCUGUUUGGAUUUGUAAUGAAGUGGCAGCGCACAGAGAAGAGAUGGAUGGACGGUUCCUUCCAGGACCUAGAUGGCGAGAGCAUGGAAGUAAAAGUGGAUGAGUUCUUUAGGGAGAUCUUCAAGAUGCUGAAGUUUUUCCAACAGAAACAGAAUAAGGCUGAGCAAGAGAUGGAAAAGAUUGCUGGGAAGACUACACAACGACCUAGUGAGGGCGAUCCAAGGAAGCAGGAAAGCCCCACAAUACUUUUGUGCUCCACCGUAAUGGAGCAGAUCAAAAAGUUCAAGGAUCAUAUCCCUGUAGUGUCCAUCUUGUGUAAUCCAGGCAUCAGAGCUCGCCACUGGGACCACAUGUCAGAGAUAGUUGGGUAUGACCUCACUCCUGACUCUGGUUCAACACUACGCAAAGUUCUCAAACAAAACCUGACUCCCUACCUGGAAGAGUUUGAGUCUAUCAGCGCUGCUGCUAGUAAAGAGUUUUCCCUGGAGAAGGCUAUGCAAACUAUGGUGCAUAUUUGGGAUGGCAUUUCUUUCCACCAUCAACCUUACAGGGAGACCGGAGUGUCCAUCCUGACUGCUUUGGAUGAGAUUCAGACAAUGCUAGAUGACCAGAUUGUGAAGACUCAGACAAUGAGGGGCUCACCGUUCAUUAAACCCUUUGAAAAUGAGAUCAAGCUAUGGGAGGAGCGUCUGCUUCGUAUCCAGGAAACCAUAGAUGAAUGGUUGAAGGUGCAGGCCCAGUGGCUUUAUCUGGAGCCCAUCUUCUCUUCUCAAGACAUCAUGCAGCAGAUUCCAGAAGAGGGACGACUUUUCCAAACUGUAGACAAAAACUGGAAAGAGGUCAUGAGGCACUGCGUUAAGGACCCUAAGAUUCUGCAAGCAACCUCGCUGCCUGGUUUGCUAGAGAAACUGCAAAAUUCUAACAACCUCCUGGAUAGCAUCAUGAAAGGACUGAAUGCCUAUCUGGAGAAGAAGCGUCUUUUUUUCCCACGGUUCUUCUUCUUGUCCAAUGAUGAAAUGCUGGAGAUUCUAUCUGAGACCAAGGACCCACUGCGAGUGCAGCCCCAUCUGAAGAAGUGCUUUGAGGGUAUUUCCAAACUGGACUUUCUACCCAAUCUGGAUAUCCAGGCCAUGUAUAGUGGUGAGGGGGAGCGUGUUCAGCUAAUCCAGCACAUCUCUACAUCUGAAGCCAAAGGAGCAGUGGAGAAGUGGCUGGUGCAGGUGGAGGAUGUGAUGCUUCGCAGUAUCAGAGAUGUAGUAGCCCGGUCCAGGGUGGCCUAUGCUGAGACUGCACGGAGCCAGUGGGUCAAGGAGUGGCCUGGGCAGGUAGUGCUUUGCACCUCCCAGAUUUUCUGGACCUCGGAGGUUCAUGAAGCCAUCAGAGCAGGAGCUGAUGGUCUAAAGAAUUACUAUCAGCAACUCCAGAAUCAGCUGAAGGACAUUGUGGAGCUGGUGAGAGGGAAACUGCCCAAACAAACACGGAUCACUUUGGGAGCGCUGGUCACAAUUGAUGUCCAUGCCAGAGAUGUGGUCAUGGAGCUUAUUGAUAAAGGUGUAUCAAAUGAAACAGACUUCCAAUGGCUAGCCCAGCUGCGUUACUACUGGAGCAAUGACAAUGUUCGUGUCCGCAUUAUCAACUGUGAUGUUAAGUAUGCCUAUGAGUACCUGGGGAACUCACCACGUCUCGUCAUCACUCCGCUGACUGACAGAUGCUACAGAACCCUGAUUGGGGCUUUCUACCUGAAUUUGGGUGGUGCUCCUGAAGGUCCAGCUGGAACAGGAAAGACCGAAACCACCAAAGAUCUAGCCAAAGCUCUAGCUGUGCAGUGUGUGGUCUUCAACUGUUCUGAUGGACUAGAUUACCUCGCUAUGGGCAAAUUUUUUAAAGGUCUGGCUUCAUCUGGUGCGUGGGCAUGCUUUGAUGAGUUUAACCGUAUUGAGCUGGAGGUGCUGUCUGUAGUAGCCCAGCAGGUUCUCUGCAUCCAGAGGGCCAUCGAGCUGAAGUUGGAGUACUUUGACUUCGAAGGGACCAUGCUCAAACUGAAUCCCAACUGUUUUGUAUCCAUUACAAUGAACCCUGGUUAUGCAGGACGCUCAGAACUCCCAGACAACCUCAAGGUGUUGUUCCGAACAGUCGCCAUGAUGGUCCCAAACUACGCACUGAUAGCAGAGAUCUCUCUGUAUUCAUAUGGCUUCCUCAAUGCCAAACCACUGUCAGUAAAGAUUGUGAUGACAUACAGGCUCUGUUCAGAGCAGCUCUCCUCCCAAUUCCAUUAUGAUUACGGCAUGAGGGCAGUCAAAGCUGUACUUGUGGCUGCAGGAAACCUCAAGCUCAAGUAUCCUGAUGAAAAUGAGGACAUACUGCUCCUGAGGUCCAUAAAAGAUGUUAAUGAGCCCAAGUUUCUCUCCCAUGAUAUUCCGCUGUUCAAUGGAAUCACCAGUGAUUUGUUCCCAGGCAUCUCCCUUCCUGAGGCUGACUAUCAGCUGUUUCUGGAGGCGGCUCAAGAGUGCUGUAAAAAUCACAAUGUACAGCCAACACAGGUCUUCUUACAGAAGAUAAUCCAGACAUAUGAGAUGAUGAUAGUCAGGCAUGGGUUCAUGCUGGUGGGAGAGCCUUUCGCUGGGAAGACCAAAGUGCUACAUGUUCUAGCUGACACACUAACUCUCAUGAAUGAGAAAGGGUACGGUGAGGAGGAGAAGGUCAUCUUCAGGACACUGAACCCAAAGUCGAUCACCAUGGGACAGCUCUUUGGACAGUUUGACCUAGUUUCUCAUGAGUGGACAGAUGGGAUUGUGGCCAACACAUUUCGUGAGUUUGCUUCGGCCGGCACACCAGAACGUAAAUGGGUGGUGUUUGAUGGUCCCAUUGAUACACUGUGGAUUGAGAGCAUGAACACUGUGCUGGAUGACAACAAAAAGUUGUGCCUGAUGAGUGGGGAGAUCAUCCAGAUGUCUAAUCAGAUGAGUCUGAUUUUUGAAGCAAUGGAUUUAUCACAGGCCUCGCCUGCCACAGUCAGUCGAUGUGGGAUGAUUUACAUGGAACCGUCUCAGUUGGGCUGGGAGCCCUUAGUGAUCUCCUGGAUGAACACUCUUCCUGAUGCUCUGCAGAGCCCGGACAAUCGCUCCCUGUUGCUGGAGCUCUUCCAUUGGCUCCUGCCGCCUACCCAUAGGAUGCUACGUAAAUGUUGCAGAGAAGUUGUUUCCACUAGCAACAGUAACACUGUGGUGUCCUUGUGUCGACUGUUUGAGAUGCUGCUCACUGAACCUGUAAAGACAGAUCCUGGGGAUAAAAAUAUUCGCACCUGGAUCAUGGCAGCUUUUGCCUUCUCCCUGGUGUGGUCUAUGGGUGGCAGCUGUGACGCAGGCAGCAGGGAGAAGUUUAGUGAGUUCUUCAGGGUGACUGUGUCAGGGAAGACAGAAGAACAUCCUAUCCCUGCCACUGUGGGGAAAUGGGAGUGUCCAAUGGAUGAAAAAGGCCUGGUGUAUGACUAUUUCUAUGAGUUUAAAGGAAAAGGCCGCUGGGUUCACUGGAAUGAUUCCAUCAAGAAUGUCAGCCUGGGGGACAAAAACACUAAAGUGCAAGAGAUCAUUGUUCCAACCAUAGACACAGUUCGCUACACCUACCUCAUGGACCUCUGCAUCAGCUACGGCGUGCCUCUCCUGUUUGUUGGUCCUACUGGCACUGGGAAGUCAGUGUAUGUGAAGGAGAAGUUGAUAAACAAUCUGGACAAAGAUCGUUAUCUACCCUUCUUUAUCAAUUUUUCAGCUCGCACUAGCGCCAACCAAACUCAGAACAUCAUCAUGUCCAGGUUAGAUAAGAGAAGGAAGGGAGUGUAUGGGCCCCCCAUGGGAAAGAAGUGUGUCAUCUUUGUAGAUGACAUGAACAUGCCUGCACUGGAACAGUUUGGAGCACAACCUCCUGUGGAGCUUCUUCGACAGUAUAUAGACCAUGGAAACUGGUAUGACCUGAAGGAUACCUCCAGGAUCACUCUUGUCGACCUCCAGCUCAUCUCAGCUAUGGGCCCCCCUGGUGGUGGGAGGAAUGCUGUGACAUCCCGUUUCCUGCGGCACUUCAACAUUUUUAGCAUUAAUGCCUUCAGUGAUGACACCAUGGUUCGCAUCUUCUCCAGCGUGGUUGCCUUCUAUCUCAAAAACAAUGAAUUCCCACCUGAUUAUUUCACUGUUGGCAACCAAAUAGUGACAGCUACAAUGGAAGUGUAUAAGAAAGCCAUGGAGAACCUGCUUCCAACUCCAGCCAAAUCUCACUACACCUUCAACUUGCGGGACUUCUCACGUGUUAUCCAAGGCUGCCUGCUGCUGAAGAAGGAGUCUCUGGAGAACAAACGUACUAUGAUGCGCUUGUUUGUCCACGAGGUCUUCCGUGUCUACUAUGACCGCCUGGUGGAUGACAAAGAUCGAGCAUGGCUCUACCAGCUGAUGAACAGCGUCCUCAAAGAUCACUUCAAAGAGCCCUUUGACCAGGUGUUUGAUCACCUGAAACAAGGCAGUAAACUGGUUGAGGAAGAUCUGCAGAAUCUUCUGUUUGGUGACUACAUGAACCCUGACCUGGAGGAUAAUGAGCGCCUGUACGCAGAGGUGCCCUCAAUGGAAAGCUUUGCUCAGGUGGUGGAGUCGUGUCUUGAUGAAUACAACCAGAUGCACAAGAAUCGCAUGAACCUCGUCAUCUUCCGCUAUGUCCUGGAGCACCUGUCCCGUAUCAGCCGUGUGUUGAAGCAGUCAGGAGGCAAUGCCCUACUAGUGGGAGUGGGAGGCAGCGGACGUCAGUCCAUUACCCGCCUGGCCACAUCCAUGGCCCACAUGAACAUGUUCCAGCCUGAGAUCUCUAAGAGCUAUGGCAUAACUGAGUGGAGAGAUGACCUCAAGAUGCUGCUGAAAAAUGCUGGGGUGAAAGGUCAGAAGACGGUAUUCUUGCUAACUGACGCUCAGAUCAAAGAUGAGUCUUUUCUGGAAGACGUGGACAGUGUCCUGAACACAGGGGAGGUGCCCAAUCUGUUUGCCAUAGACGAGAAGCAAGAGAUCAUGGAGACAGUACGUCCCAUUGCCCAGGCUGGUAAUAAGAAUUUGGAGUUGAGUCCUUUGACUCUGUUUGCGUUCUUUGUGGCACGCUGUAGAGAGAACCUGCACAUUGUUGUGGCCUUCAGUCCUAUUGGAGACGCCUUUCGAAAUCGCCUGCGGCAAUUUCCAUCUCUUAUCAACUGCUGUACUAUUGACUGGUUCCAGCCAUGGCCAGAGGAGGCUCUUGAGCGAGUAGCCAACUCCUUCCUGGAGUCACUGGAGAUGAGUGAAAAUGAGAGGCAGGAGGUCAUACCCAUCUGCAAAACAUUCCAUACCUCUGCCAAACAGCUCUCACAGAGAUUCCUCUCUGAGCUAGGUCGCCAUAAUUAUGUGACACCCACAUCCUACCUGGAGCUAAUUGCAGCUUUCCGUCUGCUACUCACUCAGAAAAGAGACACUGUCAUGAAAGCAAAACAGAGGUAUACUAAUGGUCUGGAUAAACUAGCCUUCGCUGAAUCUCAGGUUGGUGAGAUGAAAAAGGAACUUGUAGAGCUGCAGCCCAAACUGAAACAAGCAAAGAUAGACAACACCAAAAUGAUGAAGGUAAUUGAAGUGGAGUCUGUAGAGGUGGAAGCCAAAAGUAAAGUUGUACGUGUUGAUGAGGAGGCAGCAACUAUAAAAGCCAAUGAGGCUCAGUCUCUGAAGAAUGAGUGUGAAAGUGACUUAGCUGAGGCCAUCCCUGCCCUCGAGGCUGCUCUCUCAGCAUUGAACACUUUGAAGCCCUCAGAUGUCACAAUUGUGAAGUCGAUGAAAAAUCCUCCUUCAGGGGUGAAGCUGGUGAUGUCAGCUGUGUGUGUGAUGAAGGACAUAAAGCCGGAUAAAAUAGCUGACCCUGCUGGGACCGGGAAAAAGGUUUUUGACUACUGGGGUCCAAGCAAGAAACUACUGGGUGAUAUGAAUUUUUUACGAGAUCUUAAAGAAUAUGACAAGGACAAUAUUCCUGUCCCUGUGAUGCAAAAAAUCCGUAGUGAGUACAUGACUAAUCCUGACUUUGACCCCAGUAUAGUGGCAAAGGCCUCCUCUGCAGCAGAAGGCCUGUGCAAGUGGAUCAAAGCAAUGGAGGUGUAUGACAGGGUGGCAAAGGUUGUGGCUCCUAAAAAGGCCAAUCUCGCAGAGGCGCAGGAGUCCCUGGCUGCUACCAUGGCCCUGCUGGACCAGAAGAGAGCUGAGCUAAAGGAGGUCGAGGACCGUUUGGCUGCCCUUCAGAAAACCUUUGAGGAGAAGACAGAGGAGAAGGCCCAGCUGGAGUUCCAGGUGGAUUUGUGUGCCAGGAAGUUGGAGAGAGCUGAGAAACUCAUUGGUGGUCUGGGCGGAGAGAAGACCAGAUGGUCUAAAGCAGCAGAUGACCUACAGAACACGUAUGACAACCUGACUGGAGAUGUUCUCAUCUCCGCUGGUGUCAUCGCCUACUUGGGGGCCUUCACUGCUGGCUUCAGACAGGAUUGUACCAAGUCAUGGACCAAACUCUGCCAAUCUAAGAACAUUCCAUCAUCAGAUGACUUCUCUCUCAGUAAAACCCUGGGAGAUCCCAUUAAAAUCAGGGCUUGGAACAUCGCAGGCCUUCCCAGUGACUCUUUCUCUAUCGACAAUGGUGUCAUUGUCAGUAAUUCACGUAGAUGGCCCUUGAUGAUAGACCCCCAGGGUCAGGCUAACAAGUGGGUGAAGAAUUCAGAGAAAGACAGCAACCUGAGUGUAAUCAAGCUAACAGAUGGGGACUACAUGAGAACUUUGGAAAACUGUAUUCAGUUUGGAACACCCUUGCUGCUGGAAAAUGUAGGAGAGGAGCUGGACCCGUCACUGGAACCACUGCUGCUCAAACAAACCUUCAAACAAGGCGGUGUGGAUUGCAUCAGGCUAGGGGAGAGUGUGAUUGAGUACUCCUACGAUUUCCGUUUCUACAUCACCACUAAGCUGAGGAACCCACACUACCUACCAGAACUGGCCACCAAGGUGUCCCUGCUCAAUUUCAUGAUCACCCCAGAGGGCUUGGAGGACCAGCUGCUGGGGAUUGUGGUUGCUAAGGAGAGGCCAGAGCUGGAAGAGGAGAGAAAUGCACUAAUCCUGCAGUCAGCUGCUAAUAAGAGACAGCUAAAGGAAAUUGAGGACAAGAUCCUGGAGACACUGCAGUCCUCUGAGGGAAAUAUCCUGGAAGAUGAGAGUGCCAUUCAAAUUCUUGACUCCGCAAAGAUCAUGUCCAAUGAGAUUACCAAGAAACAGCAGAUUGCAGAGAAGACAGAGAUCAAGAUAGCAGAGUCUAGAGAGGGUUACAGAGCCAUUGCCAAGCACUCCUCCAUCCUGUUCUUCAGCAUUGCUGAUCUGACCAACAUAGACCCUAUGUACCAGUACUCUCUCAGCUGGUUUGUCAACCUCUACAUUAACUCUAUUCAAGACAGUAACAAGUCCAAGAUCCUGGAGAGGAGGCUUCGAUACCUGAUUGAUCACUUCACCUAUAACCUGUACUGUAACGUCUGUCGCUCUUUGUUUGAGAGGGACAAACUCCUCUUUUCCUUCCUCCUCUGUUGCAAUCUACUCCUAGCAAAAGAGGAGAUUAAAUACUCUGACUUCAUGUUCUUUCUGACCGGAGGAGUGGGCCUGCAGAACACCAUUGCUAACCCUGACCCCAGCUGGCUACAGGACAAGAGCUGGGAUGAGAUCUGUAGAGCCAGUGAACUGCCUGGCUUACAAGGAUUAAAAGAAGCUUUCAUCAAAAGCCCAGGAGACUUCAAGCCUAUUUAUGACAGCAAAGAGCCGUGCAACAUUCCUCUGCCCACUCCAUGGUGUGAACAACUCAAUGAGCUGCAGGAGAUGAUUAUUGUUCGCUGUCUCAGGCCUGAUAAGAUAGUGCAAGCUGUGACUAAAUACGUGACUGGCAAACUGGGGAAGAUAUUUGUCCAGCCCCCUCCCUUUGACCUGAGUAAGAGCUACCUGGACUCCAACUCCACCAUCCCACUCGUGUUUGUGCUGUCCCCAGGAGCUGAUCCAAUGGCUAGCUUACUGAAGUUUGCCAGUGACAAGAACAUGGGCGAUGCCAAGUUCCAGUCGAUCUCUCUGGGGCAGGGCCAGGGACCCAUUGCUGCCAAAAUGAUAUACACAGCCAUGCAGAAUGGGACAUGGGUGUGUUUGCAGAACUGUCACCUGGCUGUUUCCUGGAUGUCAACCCUUGAGAAAAUCUGUGAAGACUUCAGUCCAGCAACAUGCCACCCAGACUUCCGCCUUUGGCUCACAAGCUACCCUUCAUCCAAGUUUCCAGUGACCAUCCUUCAGAAUGGGGUGAAAAUGACAAAUGAGCCUCCUACAGGACUCCGACUCAAUCUGCUACAGUCUUACUUGUCAGAUCCUGUUUCUGAUGCAAACUUCUUCAAUAACUGCCCCAAUAAGGAGCUGAUUUGGGAGAAGCUCCUGUAUGGACUCUGCUUCUUCCAUGCUCUUGUUCAGGAGAGGAAGAAGUUUGGUCCACUUGGCUGGAAUAUUCCCUAUGGAUUCAAUGAGUCUGAUCUACGUAUAAGCAUCAGACAGCUACAGCUGUUUGUGAAUGAAUAUGAUGAGGUGCCCUUCGAGGCCAUAACUUACCUGACCGGUGAGUGUAACUAUGGUGGCCGUGUGACAGACGACUGGGAUAGGCGGCUUCUGAUGACCAUCUUGGCUGACUUCUACAACCAGGACAUCAUUGAGAAACCUCGCUACCCUUUCUCACCUAGCGGCGAAUACUAUGCCCCACCUAAAUCUGUCUAUGAGGACUACAUUGAAUUUAUUAAGGAGCUUCCAUUCAGCCAGCAUCCAGAGGUGUUUGGGAUGCAUGAAAAUGUGGACAUUUCUAAAGAUCUCCAGCAGACGAAGCUGCUGUUUGAUUCACUGCUACUCACCCAGGGUGGAGUAGCUAAGGGAGGGGCUAGCUCCGGGAGUGACAAAGCCCUGUACGACAUAGCGAAUGAUAUCCUUACUAAGCUUCCAAAUAAUUUUGACACAGAAGCAGCUCUCUUGAAGUUCCCAGUGCUCUACGAGGAGAGUAUGAACACUGUGCUCGUCCAAGAGAUGGAGCGCUACAACACGCUGUGUAGUAGGAUCCGUGUGAGUCUACAGAACUUGUUGAAGGCCAUCAAGGGUUUGGUGGUGAUGGAUGCAGAGCUGGAGGCUGUUGCAGGCAGUUUGAUAGUGGGCAAAGUCCCAGAGAAAUGGGCUAAGUGCUCUUACCCUAGUCUGAAGCCUUUGGGAAGCUACAUUACAGACUUUCUCUCAAGGCUCAAGUUUUUGCAGGAUUGGUACAACACCAGUAAACCCAAAGUGUUCUGGCUGUCUGGCUUCUUCUUCACCCAGGCCUUCCUAACUGGGGCUAUGCAGAACUACGCCAGGAAAUACCAUGUCCCCAUUGACCUGCUAGGCUUUGAUUUUGAGGUUCUUCCUAUUGAUGAGUCAGACACAUCUCCUGAGGAUGGUGUUUACAUCAAUGGAUUGUUUCUGGAUGGAGCUCGAUGGGACAAAGAAAGUGGAGUUCUGGCUGAGCAGCACCCCAAAGUCCUAUUUGAUACGGUACCCAUCAUCUGGAUAAAACCCACUCAAAAGAACAUCGAUCAGCCUCAGCAGCUGUUUGUCUGCCCUCUCUACAAGACCAGUGAGAGGAAGGGCACCCUCUCUACCACAGGCCACUCCACCAAUUUUGUCAUUUCUAUCAUGCUGCUCACUAGCAGGCACCCUCAACACUGGAUCAAGCGCGGUGUGGCAAUGCUCUGCCAGCUUGAUGACUGAAAUCACACAACGAACUGUUAAAGAAACAGUUUUUGAUUCUCUGUUUCUUCACAAUGCAAAAUAAAACAUCUGUUUGUGACCA
This is a messenger RNA of Siniperca chuatsi (mandarin fish), 12165 nucleotides long. It is a transcript of the gene dnah12, whose product is annotated as dynein, axonemal, heavy chain 12. The transcript is spliced from 74 exons. Gene Ontology annotation, cellular component: dynein complex. Gene Ontology annotation, molecular function: dynein intermediate chain binding; minus-end-directed microtubule motor activity; ATP hydrolysis activity. The record is from RefSeq and is a predicted model, not a curated record. Bases 162 to 12083 code for a protein of 3973 amino acids. Gene Ontology annotation, biological process: microtubule-based movement. Lineage: Eukaryota; Metazoa; Chordata; Actinopteri; Centrarchiformes; Sinipercidae.